CCUGCUAUACGGUAUUAUGAACAGUGUAUUUCUGUCCGACAGGGUUCAUGGGAGACGAGACGAGGAUUGUUCUGGUAGGGAAGACCGGCGUGGGGAAGAGCGCAGCAGGAAACACCAUCCUGGGCUGGGAAGCCUUCGAGUCGGAGCUGUCUUCGACCUCCCUGACGACCGACUGUCAGAAAGCCAAAGGGUGGGUGGACGGCCGGCCGGUGGCCGUCAUCGACACUCCGUCGCUUUUCGACACAAACCUCAGCCAGGAGGAAGUGCAGAGCAAGAUUAACGGGUGCAUUUCCCUGUCGGCUCCGGGUCCUCACGUCUUCCUGGUGGUCCUGCAGCUGGGCCGCUUCACCCAGGAGGAGAAAGACACCGUCCGGAUGAUCCAGACCACGUUUGGGGAGGAUGCAGCCAGAUACACGAUGGUGCUGUUCACACACGGAGACAAGCUGGAGGAGGACGAAACCAUCGAAGGCUUCAUCUCCAAGAGUCCCGACCUGCAGGCCUUUAUUCAGAGUUGCUCCAACAGAUACCACGUCUUCAACAACGAUGUUAAAGACCUCGAGCAACCCAGCCAACUGCUGUACAAAAUCGACUGGAUGACGACGGCCAACGAUGGAAGCUACUACAGCAACGACAUGUUCAUGAGGGCGGAGGCCGCCAUCGAGGAGGAGAAGGAGCGACUGUUGAAGGAGAUGGAGGAGGAGAGGCAGAGGGAGCUGGAGGAGCUCAGGGUGAGAUACUCGGAGGAAAUGUACCACCGGGCGGAGGCCGAGGUGAACCAGAGGUACGAGGAACAAGCCCGGAGUGACGCAGAGAGGUGCAACAAAUUCAUCACCUCGUUGACCACGGGCUACGGCACCGCCAUCGGAGCUGCCCUGGGCCUCCUAGCAAGUGCGAUUGGGGGGAUGACCAUGCGAGUCUGGGAACGCUGCACUAUGCAAGCUUUGCAUGGUCAGGCUCCACCUUACAUCAGCGAUCUGAUCCAGCCCUACACCCCAGCUCGGGCUCUGAGGUCUGUGGAUCAGAAUCUGCUGAUGGUUCCUCGUACUCGCUUCCGGACCAGAGGAGACCGAUCCUUCCAGGCCGUUGCUCCCAGGCUUUGGAACGAUCUUCCAGUCUCUCUGCGUUCCAUGGAGUCUGUUGAUCCUUCAAAAGGGUGUCAAUUUGGACGUGACAAGAGGCCACGGCGAGGUGCUGGUUCCACCCCCAGGUGCAGGUUCCACCCCCAGGUGCUGGUUCCACCCCCAGGUGCUGGUUCCACCCCCAGGUGCAGGUUCCAGCAGAAAACCAGGAGGAAGGAGGUUCAGUCAGCAGGAGACGACGGGAUGGGCGGUUCUGGAUCCAACAUGUCCGGGGGAAACGCUCAGGGGUUCAUGGGAGACGAGAGGAGGAUUGUUCUGGUAGGGAAGACCGGCGUGGGGAAGAGCGCAUCAGGAAACACCAUCCUGGGCUGGGAAGCCUUCGAGUCGGAGCGGUCUCCGUCCUCCCUGACGACCGACUGUCAAAAGUCCAGAGGGUCGGUGGACGGCCGGCCGGUGGCCGUCAUCGACACUCCGGGACUGUUCGACACAAAGCUCACCAUGGAGGACGUGCAGAGAAGGAUGAAGAGCUGCAUUUCCCUGUCGUCUCCGGGUCCUCACGCCUUCCUGGUGGUCCUGCAGCUGGGCCGCUUCACCCAGGAGGAGAAAGAAACCGUCAAGGUGAUCCAGACCACGUUUGGGGAGGAAGCAGCCAGAUACACGAUGGUGCUGUUCACACACGGAGACCAGCUGAAGAACCAAACCAUUGAAGGCUUCAUCUCCAAGAGUCCUGACCUGGCCGCCCUCAUUCAGAGUUGCUCCGGCAGAUACCACGUCUUCAACAACGAGGUUAAAGACCUCACGCAAACCAGCAAACUGCUGGAAAAAAUCAACAUGAUGACGACGGCCAACGGUGGAAGCUACUACAGCAAUGACAUGUUCAUGAGGGCGGAGGCCGCUAUCGAGAAGAAGAAGGAGCAACUGCUGAAGGAGAGGGAGGGGGAGAGGCAGAGGGAGCUGAAGGAGCUCAGGGAGAAACACUCGGAGGAAAUGUACCACCGGGCGGAGGCCGAGGUGAACCAGAGGUACGAGGAACAAGCCCGGAGUGACGCAGAGAUGUUCAACAAAUUCAUCACCACGAUCUAUGGCACCGCCGUCGGAGCUGUCGUGGGCAUCUUAGGAGGUCCGGUAGGUGUGGCAGUCAGGGGCGUGGCCGGCACCGGCACCGGAGCUGCUGUCGAGAUGAAAGUCUCCAAAGGCUGCACUACACAGUGAAGACAACACGACCUUCCCGAUUCCUGGAAAGGUUCCACUUAGGAAAUCUGUUUUACUCUGGUGGGAUGAACCAACCCUACUUUCUUUAUUCUGAUACCACCUCCCAGUGUUCUGUCGAUCCAUGCUACCCGUCAAAAAAUGCUACUUUGUGGUUCUGCGCCACGGACAAGUUUGAUUGCCCAUAAUUUUAUGCAUCCCUUCAGUCCACGCUGCUGUUAAUGAUGAGUAACAUUCUCAAAACCCCUAAGAAGAUAUAUAUUUAUAUACAUACAAGCCAGCAGAGAUAAUUUUAGAUAUUUUGUGGCAGUGAGGUGAUUAGUAUCUUACCUGAAUGCAUUAAAUUAUUUGAUAGGAUGUUACUGGACUAUCAAAUGCUGCUACCCCUGAUAUAUUGAUUUAAAAUUGAUAAUAUGGGAUGUUGAGUAUUUGAUCCUUCAAAAUAAACUACCCAUGACAUGAAUUCAUUACACUUUGGGAACAUUAUACGAUAAAGAGAAAAUAAAAUAAUUCUACCGUUUUAUUUGAUAUUCAUUCAGUCAUUGGCCUUUAUUUAACCAGCAGGUCAUUAAUAACAUUCUUAUUUACAAUGACGGCCUGGCAAGAGACAAGGAAGUGUUUAGGGAGU
Molecule: messenger RNA, 2916 nt
Organism: Cololabis saira (Pacific saury)
Lineage: Eukaryota; Metazoa; Chordata; Actinopteri; Beloniformes; Belonidae
Exons: 4
Coding region: 48-2291 (747 amino acids)
Molecular function (GO): GTP binding
Source: RefSeq, a predicted model, not a curated record